Ricinus communis (castor bean) is the source of this 1846-nucleotide messenger RNA. RefSeq lists its product as uncharacterized. The record is from RefSeq and is a predicted model, not a curated record. The transcript has 9 exons. The coding region runs from base 148 to 1428 and encodes 426 amino acids. NCBI's taxonomy places the organism in Eukaryota, Viridiplantae, Streptophyta, Magnoliopsida, Malpighiales, Euphorbiaceae. Gene Ontology annotation, molecular function: oxidoreductase activity. Gene Ontology annotation, cellular component: cytoplasm.
AUACUAUAGCCAAGUAGCGUGAAUUAAGAGUUCAAAUGGAGUGUAAAAAACCUAAGCACAAUAAUAUCCAAAAUAUUAAUUUAUACAGUUUUAAACCUUAAACGUUAUUAUUCUAGAGUCCAAUGCCUAGUGUCUCUCUGGUAAAAUAUGAUAGUUUCAGCUUCAUCUUCGAUUCGCUGCUCUUUCGCUUCUUCUUCAACUGUGUCAUUGCGUCCUCUCAGAUACGCUGUGCUAGGUGCUGGUUUUGCUGGUCUCUCCGUGGCUUGGCAUUUGUUGAAGAACAGUCAUAAAGAGUUGAAUUUAAGUAUUGAUAUAUUUGAUGAAGUUGGUAUCGGAGGAGGUGCCUCUGGCGUUUCUGGUGGUCUGCUUCAUCCCUAUUCUCCUAAAGUUAAGCUUCUUUGGAGGGGUGCUGAAUGCUGGAAGGAGUGUUUGACGCUCUUAAGUGUUGCAGAAAAGGCAGCUGUUUCCAAAGACUCAAAAUUUGAAUUUGGCGAGUCAGAUCAGGGGUUUGGCAGUUUUAUAGUUAGGAAAAGGGGCAUCUUGAGACCAGCAACAAGCAUGAAGAAUUUGAAUGUGUUGUAUGAUAAUGCUCAGAACUGCGAUCCCAGUUGCAGAAUAGAGACCAUUGAUGAGGAAGUUGCUCAAGAUCUUGUUCCCAAAAUAAGUGUAUCUUUCAACUCAGCCUUUUACAUGCCCCAAGCUGUAAAUGUUCAUCCUCUGAGAUAUCUUCAGGCGCUCUUCUUGGCGUGUGAAAUUCUAGUGAAAGAAUUAUCUACUUCUAGCCACGGAAAAAAGGAGCUAUACUUGCACAAGCAAUCUACUCAAAGACUAAUUGAACUAGAAGGGGAGUACGAUGCAGUGAUAAUAUGUUUAGGUGCCAAAGCAGACAUGCUUCCCGAGCUCUCUGGGAGGCUUCCCUUGAGGACAUGUAGAGGUGUAAUCGCCCAUCUGCAGCUUCCUGAUAAUAUAAGGGAAGAAUAUCCAGAUUGUGCCCCUUCAAUAUUAUCAGAUGCAUGGCUUGCUGUCCAGGGGACCCGCAGUUUAUACAUGGGCUCAACAUGGGAAUGGAAAUCAAGAAACUCUUCUCCAAAUGUCUCAGCAGACGAAGCUGCAAAAGCCCUUCAAGAGCUUCUGCCCAAGGUAUCUGCUUUUUACCCUGGAAUUAAGGAUUGGACUUUUACUGGAGCAAGGGCAGGUUUGCGGGCAAUGCCGCCACUAACUCCCCAAGGUUCACUUCCACUUUUGGGAUGUGUGGAUGAUUUUGUUGGUGAUAAUUGUACUUGUAAGUUCUGGUUAUUUGGAGGACUCGGUUCGAGAGGUUUGUUAUACCAUGCUUGGCUUGGAAAUUUGAUGUCUCAGGCUGUGCUUUCCGGUAAUGAACGAUUCAUACCUGCUGAACUGACCUCCUGGAAGAGAAUCAAUCGAUAAUUAUAGUGCAGUCUGUAGUAUCCACUUUUUUGCUGCACAAUUUUGAAGGGUGUGAUUGCUGGGUUAAUUCUGGGAAUAGCUCAUACUCACAAAACAAAAAAUGGUUGAGUAGGAGGUUGGGUAGACUGGAAUAUCCAUCCACACUUCAGAUUGUAUCUAACCUUUGAACCCAAUUCUGAAGGGGUAAAGAGUGGUUUCGUAACCUACAAGGAAUUAGAUAGUCAUUCAUUUUCUUGGUUAUUUUAUUUGCCGACGAUAUGGCAGAUUUAAUAUAUUUUAAAAAUUUCUCUACUCGACACUUUCUUAUUUUGGGUCUAGUAUUUAUUAUCAGUUUUGUAUUUUGUCUAGAUCUUGAGGCAAAGAUGCCUAAAAAACUUUCAUAAUUAGAUGUUGGAAUGCUAUUUUACUAUUAGAGAUU